Plasmopara halstedii is the source of this 2121-nucleotide messenger RNA. RefSeq names its product trehalase (brush-border membrane glycoprotein) variant. The transcript has 2 exons. Lineage: Eukaryota; Oomycota; Peronosporomycetes; Peronosporales; Peronosporaceae. The coding region runs from base 1 to 2121 and encodes 706 amino acids. The record is from RefSeq and is a predicted model, not a curated record. Gene Ontology annotation, biological process: trehalose catabolic process. Gene Ontology annotation, molecular function: alpha,alpha-trehalase activity.
AUGUCGUCGACGUCUUCUUUCUCUACUCCGAGCUACGAUUGUAUAAACGUGGGCGGUUGGAAUAACGCAAAUUUGCUUAAGUGGUGGCAUUAUCCUGACUCUACAAGCAAGGAAGAGCAGAAUCUACUUCUACCAAAAGAAAACAAAGCUCACAAAUACGAUGCUCAGUUUGCACGAAAGCGUAGAGUUUCUUUGUUCUCAUCCCACUACGUGCGCAGUAUCUUAGAGAUUGUAGCGGUGAUAACUGUUGUGGCUUGCUGCCUUAAGCUGUUGUCGUUCAGAGCAACAGAUCAUGUUCUCAAGCAGACACCGUCAUUUUUAUUGCACCGUUCUGGUGGGAAGAUAAUCACUGGAGGGCGUUAUUUACAGUCAGUUUUUCGCCCAAUAAAGAGACGUUCUCCAGUUCGGGACGAACUGACAAUUGAUGCCGAUGUCUCACUUGGUGUAAAUGCGGAAUUAGAACGAGCUAUGGACAUUUACUGUCGUGGUCCGCUCCUGCAUGCUGUUCAGAUGACUGACGUCUUUUCGGAUAGCAAGCACUUUGUUGAUAUGCCUAUUAAGGAAAACAGUAGCGCUUUCGACAUUCUUGUGGACUUUCAGCGUCGUAAAUUAUCCAUGACAGAAUUUCAACCGUCAAACAAUGAAACGCACACGGAGAUGCUGCAGCGCUUUCUUGACGACCACUUUGACCCACCAGAUGCCGAACUUCGAGAAUGGGCUUUUGGGUUGCACCAAAUCUGGCAAAGUCUAGGACGCAUUCAUAAUCCACAUGUAAAGAGCUCACUUCUUCUAUCCCAGAGAGUAGACGAAUUAAGCUUUAACCAGUCUGCAAACGUUUUGAUUGUGCCUGGUGGUCGCUUUCGCGAAAGUUAUUAUUGGGAUUCGUACUGGAUCGUGCAAGGUCUCUUGGUGUGUGACAUGCCUAUCACGGCUCGAGGGGUUGUCAACCAUUUGCUAGAGUACGUGUCCGAUUAUGGAAUCGUUCCUAAUGGAGGAAGAAUUUAUUACUUGACACGGUCUCAGCCUCCAAUGCUUUCAGAUAUGGUAAAAUUAGUUGCUCGCAUUCCAAGUAAUGAAAGUGAAUACGAUUAUGACGACGAGUACCUGCGCGCUGCAUUACCCAUUUUGGAACGUGAAUACGAAUUUUGGAUGCAGCAUGGACCCUCUGGGCAUGCAGUAGAGAUGACUCGGCGUAAUGAAAAUGCGGAACAUCCGGUCGAAACGACGUACGUGCUAAAUCGCUACACAUCAAGUGCAAACCAUCCCCGACCUGAAUCGUACCGUGAGGAUGUACGAACCGCUGCAGAGAUUUUUGAUCAAACCAUGCAGAUGAAUGAUGGGAAUGCCGCUGCCACGGAGCGACGUAAAGAUAUGUUUUAUAACAAUGUAAUUGCUGCUGCUGAGAGCGGAUGGGACUUUAGUAGUCGGUGGAUGCGAGAUCCUCUGGAGAUGAAAACGAUGAUGACCACUUCUGUGAUACCUGUUGACUUAAACUCCAUCAUGUAUCGGGUAGAACGCAAUUUGAUGAAAUUUAACCUUCGCUUGGGAAACGAGGAACGAGCCCAGUUUUUCGAGCAAGCUGCUGCUCGUCGACUUGAAGCCAUUGACGCUAUCCUUUGGAGUGAAAAACACAAAAGUUGGAAAGACUACAACUUAGAAACGGAUACUCAUUCGUCGAUCGUUUCGGUGUCUGACUACUUUCCGCUCUGGGCAAAGGCAUUCAAUGCGUCUGACAUUGAUCGUCUAAAGCAUGUUGUAGCGUCUUUUAAAAGGUCUGGGCUACUUCAAGUCGGUGGUGUACAGACAACAACCACGAUUUCCGGUCAACAAUGGGACUCACCCAACGCUUGGCCACCAUUGCAGGACAUUAUUGUAGAAGGCUUGCUUGCUGUCAAUACUGGAGAAGCGUAUAGCUUAGCCCGCGAAAUCGCAAAAAAGUGGACACACACCGGCCUCACAGCUUGGAAACAGACGGGUCUAAUGUUCGAAAAGUACAAUGCCUCUGAAAUUGGCGGCUUGGGUGCUGGCGGCGAGUACUUUCCACAGUUUGGCUUUGGUUGGACAAACGGUGUGAUCUUAAAAUUUCUAACGAUCCAUCAGAGUCUUUUAACAGCUGAGUAA